AUGGCUGACGAGGCUGCUAAGAAGGCCACGGGGUGGAGGGAAUCGGGCCCUCCAACCCCCCCUGCGGCCCGCCUCGACCUCGGCCACAACACCCACCUACGCUCCGCAGUAGGGGCAUGGGUCAAGCGUCAUAUCAAGGAGGAAUGGAAGAACAACUGGCAGCAUGCGGACCAUGGCGGCUUUCUACGGCAGUGGCUCCCGGAGCUUGACCCGCAAAGCAAGGCCUUGGUGCGGUAUAGCGGGCUGACGACCCCGGAGGCAAGCGCCUUGUUUCAAGCCCGUACGGGCAAGAUCGGCUUCAACCACCUCUUAGCCACGAUCAAGCGCUCCAAAACAGCGCUUUGCCCCUGCGAGCAAGACCGUGAGACGAUCACCCACGUCCUGCUUCACUGCACCCGCUACGAUGCUCUGCGGCGCCAGCUCUGGGGGUCUGACUAUACCAGCCACCCCCAGCACACCCGGGACGCCCUGACCGACCCCAAAUACGCCCCCCGAACGGCCAAGUUCCUCCUAGCCACGGGCCGCCUACCCUACCUCAGGGAGAUGGUCCCUAUGAGGGUCACGGAGGACGGGGAGGCGGUCGAGGUGCGUGAAGAAAGGGUCAGCGGGGCGGAGGCCCUACCGGAGGAGGACUACGAGGGACGUGGAGGCACAAUGGAAACAGGGCCGCCACUGGGCGGGGCGGAGCGAAACCCCGGCGCAGGGGACAGCAGUAUGGGCCCCGAUGAAGCGGUGAUUCGGGGUAUUGGUCAUAGGCGCGCCCCAGGGGAGCAGCUGAACCCCUAA
Aspergillus affinis is the source of this 786-nucleotide messenger RNA. RefSeq lists its product as uncharacterized. The record is from RefSeq and is a predicted model, not a curated record. The transcript has a single exon. Lineage: Eukaryota; Fungi; Ascomycota; Eurotiomycetes; Eurotiales; Aspergillaceae. Bases 1 to 786 code for a protein of 261 amino acids.